Messenger RNA from Lycium barbarum (goji berry), 868 nucleotides. Its product is annotated as photosystem I reaction center subunit III, chloroplastic-like. The record is from RefSeq and is a predicted model, not a curated record. Gene Ontology annotation, biological process: photosynthesis. NCBI's taxonomy places the organism in Eukaryota, Viridiplantae, Streptophyta, Magnoliopsida, Solanales, Solanaceae. Gene Ontology annotation, cellular component: photosystem I reaction center; photosystem I; chloroplast thylakoid membrane. Bases 100 to 786 code for a protein of 228 amino acids. The transcript has 2 exons.
ACACUCUACUCUCCACACUCCAAUCUCCUCCUUCUUCCUCUCUUUUUCUUGAAAAUAACACCAUCAAAAAAGAGAGGAAAAAAAAUAAAAGAAAACACCAUGUCUCUUACAAUUCCUACAAACCUUUCAAAACCCAUUGCAACAUCUAAGUUUAGCUCUCAGUUUAGCACAAAACCAAGAACUUCAACUAUAGUAUGCUCUUCAAACCAAACCCCUUCUUCUAACUCAACAGAGGAAAGUUCUUCAUCAUUAAAGGCAUUCUCAGCAGCACUUGCUUUGUCUUCUAUUCUGUUGUCAGCACCUGUGCUUCCUGCUUCUGCUGACAUCUCUGGGCUCACUCCUUGCAAGGAUUCAAAGCAGUUUGCUAAGAGGGAGAAGCAAUCAAUCAAGAAACUUGAGAAUUCUCUAAAACUCUAUGCACCUGAUAGUGCUCCUGCCCUUGCUAUUAAGGCCACCGUUGAGAAAACUAAACGCAGGUUUGACAACUAUGGGAAACAAGGACUGUUGUGUGGAUCAGAUGGAUUGCCACACUUGAUAGUGAGUGGAGACCAAAGGCACUGGGGUGAAUUCAUCACACCAGGAAUCCUCUUCUUGUACAUUGCUGGUUGGAUUGGAUGGGUUGGAAGAAGCUACUUGAUUGCAGUAAGAGAUGAAAAGAAACCAACAAUGAAGGAGAUUAUCAUUGAUGUUCCUUUGGCUAACAAGCUUGUCUGGAGAGGUUUCAGCUGGCCAGUUGCUGCUUACAGAGAGUUAUUGAAUGGAGAACUCAUCGACCCUAAUGUCUAAUUUAAUUUUUUUUCUCAUGCUGGAGACUCGUGGAAUUGUAAUUUCACUUGUUUAUAUUAUGAAAGAAUGUGAAUUUCCUAUA